Vigna angularis (adzuki bean) is the source of this 1585-nucleotide messenger RNA. Its product is annotated as UDP-rhamnose/UDP-galactose transporter 6. The transcript is spliced from 6 exons. Lineage: Eukaryota; Viridiplantae; Streptophyta; Magnoliopsida; Fabales; Fabaceae. Gene Ontology annotation, cellular component: Golgi apparatus. The record is from RefSeq and is a predicted model, not a curated record. Gene Ontology annotation, molecular function: antiporter activity; UDP-galactose transmembrane transporter activity. The coding region runs from base 302 to 1303 and encodes 333 amino acids.
AAUUAGCGAUGACAUACCGUUUACUUUGCAGUUGUUGCUGCUUUCCCCGCAACUCACCUUUUCUCGGUCACUGAAUCUGGACGUUAACAAUCCAGCCCAGCCACGCCACGCUCCGCACCACACAGCGCACCAAUUUUCCAUUUUAAAAGCCAACGCGGAAAGGAAACAACCAAACACCAUCACCACGUUCUCCCUUCAUCUCAACGAUAAAGCUGUACGAUUCUGAAACUAGUCAUUCACUUAUUGCAUGAAGGCAGAGCUGUGAGAAAUUAAGUUUUUGUAUUGGAAGCUCUAGUUCAACAUGUCUUCUGUAAGCAAGGGUGAUCGGAAGGCUUCUCUUGAUGCAGCAUCAUGGUUGUUCAAUGUGGUCACGUCUGUGGGAAUAAUCCUGGUGAAUAAGGCCCUAAUGGCUACAUAUGGUUUUAGUUUUGCUACUACUUUAACUGGUCUGCAUUUUGCCACGACAACUUUGUUGACACUCAUUCUUAAAUCGCUGGGAUAUAUUCAGACCUCUCAUCUUCCAUUAUCUGAUAUUAUCAAAUUUGUCUUAUUUGCAAAUUUCUCCAUCGUUGGGAUGAAUGUGAGUUUAAUGUGGAAUUCUGUUGGUUUUUAUCAGAUUGCUAAGCUGAGCAUGAUUCCAGUAUCUUGUUUUCUGGAGGUUGUCUUGGACAAUGUACGAUAUUCAAGGGACACAAAGCUUAGUAUUGUUUUGGUUUUGCUUGGUGUUGCUGUCUGUACAGUCACCGAUGUCAGCGUUAAUGCAAAAGGUUUUAUUGCUGCUUUGAUAGCAGUUUGGAGCACAGCCCUGCAACAGUAUUAUGUGCAUUAUCUUCAGAGGAAGUAUUCUAUUGGAUCAUUUAACUUGUUGGGCCACACAGCACCAGCACAGGCAGGAAGUUUACUCCUAGUAGGCCCCUUUCUGGACUAUUGGUUGACAGGCAAACGAGUUGAUGCCUACGGAUAUGGCUUGACAUCAACUUUGUUCAUCAUUCUGUCUUGCACCAUUGCAGUAGGGACAAACCUCAGUCAGUUCAUCUGCAUCGGUAGGUUCACGGCUGUAUCAUUCCAAGUCCUUGGUCACAUGAAGACUAUUUUGGUCCUAAUCCUGGGCUUCAUUUUCUUUGGAAAAGAGGGUCUCAAUCUACAUGUUGUUCUGGGUAUGAUCGUUGCGAUAGCAGGAAUGGUCUGGUAUGGCAAUGCUUCUUCUAAGCCAGGGGGGAAAGAGCGUCGUAGCUUUUCUCUUCCCAAAACACAAGAUUAUAGUUCACUACCUGUGUCCUCUGAACCAGACACGAAGGCAUAGAAAAUAAUAGAAAUUCACUAGAGAGGAAGUGCUGCAACUCUUGGUUAACUGUGUGGAAAAUCAGGUGUCCAGCGAAUUGGAUUAAUUUUCAUUAUACCUGGAGUGAAUUCCCCAAUUAUUUAUAGAUCAUAGUCAUAUCUUGUGUUAAUGAAUUGUUUGGGAGGGAAAUGGGAGGAAAAAGCGUUGUUAGACGAGGAAAAAAUCUAUGCUAUGUUCCAUUUUUUUUUAUUACAGAUAAUGUUAGUGUCACUUUUAUAGUAAAGUUUAAUUCCAUUUUUGCCA